AAUUUGAAAAUGUACCUUCCAGAACUGAAAUUGAAUUACUUUUACAAUUUUACUCAUACAUGAUAUUUACACUUGUUCUUGAAUAUGUAGUUCUGUGAUGACUAUGCUCAACAAAAAGGCCAAUCAAAAUGAUCAAAUCAGCGACUUACCAAGUAAUGUCAUCGAUGCCAUCCUAGCAAACUUGGAAAUCAAAGACCAAAUUAGGACUAGUAUUUUAUCUAAAAAGUGGAGGUAUAUGUGGACUUCAGCCCCACAACUUUGUUUUGACAUAGAUUUUUUUAGAAGUUUUAGGCAUCUUGAUGAUGCUAACCCUGUAAUUUCUAAAACCGUCACGAAUAUUCUUAUGGGUCACAGUGGGCCAAUACACAAGUUUACUCUUUUCAUACCAUUUGACUCCCCCUUUUUUGAUAUCGAAGUGGAAUACCUCAAUACGUGGAUUCCGAUUUUGUCAAGGAAGGGCAUUAAAUAUCUUAACUUUGUGAACGUCAACUCAGUUCCUGAUGAAAUCCCAUAUAUUAUCUUCUCUUGUAAGGAAUUGACUUACUUAAGAUUUGGCGGAUUUAACAUGUUAAUUCCACCUGAUUUCUGCGGCUUUAAAAAAUUGCUUGAACUUCACUUAGAUAUGCUAGUUUUCGAGCCCGGUGCACUUGAGACUCUUGCGUCUGGUUGUCCCUUUCUUGAAAAGCUCAUAAUUGAAUCAUGUCAUGGUUUUGAGCAUCUUGAUAUUUCUUCUCCUACUCUCAAAGUCUUAAAGAUAGUAUUAGGAGAUGAUAUGAAGUCAAUUUCUCUCGAGAAAUCAAAGAAUUUGGUCGAUUUUACACUUGAUGUUAAUGGUAUCAGGGUAUAUGGUUUGAUCAAAAGCUUGCCAAAAAUCAAGAGGUUUUCUGUUGAAAGAAGUUUCUAUAACAAGGAGGAGAAGUAUCCAUAUGCAGAUAUUAUUCCUCCCACACUGCUAGCAAGGUCAUUCAACUCUUUAGAGUAUCUGAAAUUGGGUGACAUGAAUUUGAAUGAUAAAGGAGAACUUUUGUAUGUUGUUAGUAUUCUCGAAAGUUCUCCUAGGUUGAUUGAAUUUGCUUUAUACCAGCCUUGCAACAAAGAUGAUACCUCACAAGUGUCAGACCAUUCUGAAGAGUUACAAGAAUGUUGCUGCUGGCUUAGACUUCAGAUAGUGGAUAUCUACGUCGCAGGUUGCCCUCAGCAAGCAAUGAGUUUGGCACAGUUCAUACUUGUAAAUUCUCCUGUGUUAGAGACUCUUACUUUUAAUUAUUGUUAUGAGGAAUUAGAUGCACCUAAGCUGUUAAAAAUUUCACAAGGCUUGUUAUUGAUGGAACGAGAAUCGCCAAGAGCACAGGUUGAGUUCAAUCAUUCUACCUUCUAACUAUUUCUGUAAUUAGAUGAAAAGAUUGGCUGCACAUUGGACCACAGUUUAAUUUAUUUAUUUUCAAUCUAUUUGGUAUUAUGUGGCCAUUGUUUGUAAUAUUUUUGUGAAAAUCAGUAGGUUCCUUAACUUUCUGUUCUGGUUGUUUGUUGUCUGAGAGUAGAUUUCUGGAUGAUAAAUUGUGAAACAUUUUAAUUAGGGGAUUAGUUAUAUUUUCAAUUUUCUUUUGAUUUAA
Molecule: messenger RNA, 1613 nt
Organism: Vicia villosa (hairy vetch)
Lineage: Eukaryota; Viridiplantae; Streptophyta; Magnoliopsida; Fabales; Fabaceae
Product: F-box/FBD/LRR-repeat protein At1g13570-like
Exons: 3
Coding region: 98-1378 (426 amino acids)
Molecular function (GO): protein binding
Source: RefSeq, a predicted model, not a curated record